This is a messenger RNA of Nicotiana tabacum (common tobacco), 660 nucleotides long. Lineage: Eukaryota; Viridiplantae; Streptophyta; Magnoliopsida; Solanales; Solanaceae. The record is from RefSeq and is a predicted model, not a curated record.
AUGUGCAAGUAUCAUGGCAUGCAUGGACACAGAUCGGAGGACUGCCGACAGCUAAGGGAGGAAGUGGCUAGGUUAUUCAAUGAGGGCCACCUUCGAGAAUUCCUAAGUGAUCGGGCUAAGAACCACUUCAGGGAGAGGGAUGCAGGAAGGAAGAGCGAACCUGAAGAGCCCCAACAUGUCAUUCACAUGAUCAUCGGUGAGGUCGACGUCCCCCAGGGACCAGUAUUCAAACGCACCAAAGUAUCCAUCACCAGGGAAAAGCGGACUCAAAAUUACUUGCCCGAGGACGCCCUCACAUUUAGAAGUUCGGCGAAUAUAAUCAGAUCCAGGGUCGUGGAGCAGCUUGGGCUACUCGAUCUAAUCAUACUGACAUCUCGAUUCUUGAAUGGCUUUAACAUGGCAAGCGAGACAACAAAGGGAGAAAUCAUCCUCCCAAUCAAUGUGGCCGGAACUAUACAAGACACCAAAUUUCAUGUCAUUGAAGGUGACAUGAGAUACAAUGCUUUGCUCGGAAGGCCGUGGAAACAUAGCAUAAGGGCGGUACCAUCGACCCUACAUCAAAUGAUGAAGUUCCCGACAAAGGAUGGUGUGAAAACAAUAUAUGGAGAGCAGCAUGCAGCCAAGGAAAUGUUUGCAGUGCACGACUCAGCACCGAUGUAG